Molecule: messenger RNA, 915 nt
Organism: Cryptomeria japonica (Japanese cedar)
Lineage: Eukaryota; Viridiplantae; Streptophyta; Pinopsida; Cupressales; Cupressaceae
Product: VQ motif-containing protein 25
Exons: 1
Coding region: 87-662 (191 amino acids)
Cellular component (GO): nucleus
Source: RefSeq, a predicted model, not a curated record
ACACAAAACAUGCCCCACAGGAGCCUGAAAAUCGUUUAUAAGCAGGUGAGAAGGUCACCCAUUGUGUAAGAUCUAAGAAAAAGCCCAUGGAGCCAAGUACCCGGAACCAACUGCGCAGUUCUUCUAACACAAUGCUGGGCACGAGCAAUUCUUCUCACGUAAUCUCCAAAUUCAACGCUCAUGCCCCGUGUGGAACUCCUCCAACCAUUCAGAACACCAAAAUGGUCGCCCCAACCAUACGAAUUGUGCAUAUUUUCCCACCAAAGAUUAUCAAAACUGAUCCGGCCAAUUUCCGUGCCCUUGUUCAGAAGCUCACUGGAAGACAUUCUCACAGCCCAUCCAAAAAGCCCAAGAAGAAGAAGCUGAGAUCUCCUGUAAUGAACCCACCUCCAAUGGCGGGGCUCAGUGAAGAUGACAGUUUUUGUUCAAAGCAGACAGAAUGUCCAUUCUACCAAAACCCAGUUGCAGAAAUCAAGACAGAGUCUUUUGGGUGUGACGGAAUAAAUCUGUGUGAUAAUUUUGCAGGAUUUUUUGGUGGGUUUGCAGAGUUCGAUAUGUUUGGUUCAAUACUCCCAGAAAAUCCCACAAUUGGUCCUCAUGCCGAUCAUCGAAGUGGCAUUUUCAUGCCUUUGGAGAGUGGUGGAUUUAGUCAUUUUUCUUAGCUCUUAAUGACUUUUCUUCUACAUGCUUACCAGAAUUUGCAGAUUCCUUGCCAGAAGUGCGUGCUGAUCACCAGAAGUUCUUGUAUAGUGUUUGCUGUGUAUAUAUUUCCUUCAUCGAUGUUUUGCAUCUCUAAAUUUCCUCAUAGUUAUCAGACAAAUGAGUCCUCUUUUAGAGUUAGCCGGCAUUGCCGAGCUGUGAUGGACUCCAUUUUGUAUUAGCACAGAUUUAUGUAAUCUAAAAAACUUAUUGCCA